AUGAGUGCACCGGAUUCUUCCCAUACUGGGACUCGCAAAAUCACCACCAAGAUGCUCCUUCUCACAAUCUGCGUCUCGGGCGCUGCAUGGAUCGCCGAGUUUGACAACGGCUACACUGGUAUCGUCCUAGUCAUGCCUGCAUACCAAAAAGCGUUUGGUCACUGCAAGCAAGUCCCCGACCCGACCGGAGGAACGAUGGAGCAAUGUACCCUGACCACAUUAAGACAAUCCCUCAUCAGCGUGAGUAUAUUAUUUAUGGCAGUCGGAUGCGCACUAGCUGGCUUCUUUGGCUCGGUCCUCGGUCGCAGAGCAACCAUUCAAAUCGCCUGUCUUUUCUGCAUCAUUGGUGCCGCCGGCAUGCUGGGCACGUCGGGCAAUUUCCUGAAUUAUAUGGUUUGUAAAUGCAUCAAUGGAGUCGGGAUCGGUCAGCUUUUAGCUUCGAGUAUUGUUUACGGCUCCGAGUGCGUUGUUGCAAGUAAACGGGGCCUGUUACUCGGCAUCUACAACAUUGGUCUUGCGAUGGGCAAUGUGACUGCGGCAGCUGUAUGUACUGGAUCCGCGACCCUAUCGCCGCAUAAUGACUGGCAAUGGAAGACACCGAUCAUCUGUCAGAUCCCACUGGGUAUCUGUCUUGCUCUCGGCGUGAUGCUGUUCCCGGAAUCACCUCGGUGGUUGUUACUGAAAGGGAAAGAUGAGCAAGCGCGGAAGUCUUUUGCUAUUUUCCAGAAUCUGGAUCCAGAUUCAGAUGUCAUCAAGGACCAGGUGGACGAUGUGCAAAAAUAUCUUGAUUUUGAACGGACGCUUGACGCCAGUACAUCCUGGACGGAGAUCUACCGUGGAGUUAACCUGCGACGAACCGCCGUUUCCGCGCUCAUUCUCAUCGGACUCGCUAUCUCAGGCGUCCAAUUCGUGGGACCAUAUGCAGCGCUUUUUCUUAAUGGCCUGGGAAUAAAAAAUCCGUAUCUGAUCAACACCAUCGUUGGACUAUGCAUUUUCGGUGGUGCCUUCAUCGGCCCUUUAGUGCUGGAUUACGGCGGAAGACGAUUCGCCAUGCUUUACGGAUAUGCAGCCAUGGCUGCCUGCAUGCUCAUCCUGUCCGCCGUAAGUACAGCACUGGGACAGCAUAGUCCAGUGGCUCAGACCGUUGUGGUUGUCUUUCUCUGUAUCUGGGCAUUCGUCUUUGGCGGAUUCAUUGGUCCCAGCGUCUGGCUUGCUUCGGCUGAGAUGCACAGCGUUCGGAUGCGUACGUACGGCCAAGCACAUACCACGUUCCUAUACGAGAUCUUCAGCUUUGGAGCGACAUUCUGGACGCCGUACAUGUUGAAUGUCAAAUAUGGCAAUAUGGGAUCUGACGUUGGUUAUUUCUACUUUGGCGUUACAGUCGCAGUCUUGAUUUUGGUGUUUUUGUUUGUGCCAGAGACUUCAAGAUUGACCCUUGAACAAAUCGAUGAUUGUUUCUUAUCUGGGAAGAGAGCGUGGAAGACCUCGACAAAAAGGAAUAUAGCUAUCUCUCGAGGUGAAUUGGUCGAGACCGUGAAGUCUGAGCAUGAUGCACUUCAACUUGAGAUCUUCCAAUCACAAAGUGCAUCUCCAAGCCAAUAG
Penicillium odoratum is the source of this 1602-nucleotide messenger RNA. RefSeq lists its product as uncharacterized. Gene Ontology annotation, biological process: transmembrane transport; carbohydrate transport. Gene Ontology annotation, molecular function: carbohydrate:proton symporter activity. The record is from RefSeq and is a predicted model, not a curated record. Gene Ontology annotation, cellular component: membrane. The transcript has a single exon. Lineage: Eukaryota; Fungi; Ascomycota; Eurotiomycetes; Eurotiales; Aspergillaceae. The coding region runs from base 1 to 1602 and encodes 533 amino acids.